Conger conger (European conger) is the source of this 3704-nucleotide messenger RNA. RefSeq names its product cartilage intermediate layer protein 1-like. Bases 72 to 3704 code for a protein of 1210 amino acids. Lineage: Eukaryota; Metazoa; Chordata; Actinopteri; Anguilliformes; Congridae. The record is from RefSeq and is a predicted model, not a curated record. The transcript is spliced from 8 exons.
GCAAUUUUAAUUGGGUGGUGUGUGAAGGUCAUCGUGAGAGGUCGGGUCAGUGGUGAGAGUUGAGAAAAAGGAUGAGCUAUCCCUCAGUGAGGUCGCUCCUCCUCAUCAUUGGAGCCGCAUCAUGCAUCAAAGCUCAAGAUGGCUUUGAAUGGAGUACCUGGUUCAAUGUGGACCACCCUGAAGGACAGGGGGACUAUGAGCAGCUGGACGCGAUCCGCUUUUACUUCCCUGAACGUGUCUGCGGCAGACCCAAGGCCCUGGAGGCUCGCACCACUGACUGGCUUCCCGCUAGCAGUACAGGGGAGCGGGUACAUGCCGACCCGGUACUGGGCUUCUGGUGUGUUAAUUCAGAGCAGCCUGCAGGACACAACUGCUCCAACUACGCCGUUCGCUUCCUCUGUCCCAAAGGAGCCUCAGCUCAGGGUGGGUGGGGCCCCUGGUCAGGCUGGACUCCCUGCUCAGCUCAGUGUGGCCAGUCGGCUGUACAAGUGCGCUCCAGGAGCUGCAGUUUACUCACCCACCACAAGGAGCAGCAGUGCAUCGGAUCGACAAUGGAGAGCAGAACAUGCAAGGGUGUUCCCUGCCCAGUCUCAGCUCGAGGCGAGUGGAGUCCCUGGUCAGAGUGGACUCCCUGCUCGGCCCAGUGCGACCAGGUGGCUGGGCAGGUGCGCCUCCGGCGGUGCAGUUUACACUCCCAACACAAGGGGCAGCAGUGCAUCGGACCAGCAACAGAAAAGAUGACAUGCAAGGGACCUCCCUGCCCAGUGUGUGUCCUGCAGUGUGCGAUGGGCAAGGUGAACGCAGAGUGCGACGCCUGCAUGUGCGAGGACCGUCUCUUACUGGGCUCCGUCCGAAGUGCCGGGGGGCUUCCUGCCCCCGGGGCUGCCCUCAUCCUGUCGGGCCCCACCCCUAAACUCCUCACCCUCGCCGACCACAACGGCCACUUCCGCAUCCCCGGCCUCUGCCCCGACGGCAACACCACCCUGACCGUCAGACUGAAGAAACACGCCCCCCUCAGCGUGGCCGUGCCCCACAGCACCAAACACACAUCCGUCCUCCACGUGAGGCUCAACCGAGCAGAGAAACUUCAGGUGCUGACAAACCCUGAGCACAAGGUUCGGAGGGAGGGCCAGACGGCUGCAUUCUGCUGCAAAGUGGGUGGCACUCCAGAACCUGACCAAUAUCAGUGGUUCCACAACGGCAGCCUGUUGGACAGGAAGCGUCUGAAAUAUGGAGACAUGCUGGUGUUAAGGAACCUGGGCCCGGAACAAGCAGGGGAGUACUACUGUCGAGCAAGCAGUGAAGCCGGAGCCAUCAAGUCUAAGCCAGCUGUGCUGACAGUCAUAGGUCACAAGACUCCUUCAUGUAACCCGAAACCAGAAUCCCAUCUGAUCCGCCUGCCUAAUGAUUGCCACCAGAAUGAGAGCUCUUCAUACUAUGAUGUUGGGAAAUGCCCCGUGGGGGCCUGUGCAGGACAGCUUGACAAGGGAAUCCGCUGCAAAGACCCUAUAGCGUACUGCUGUGGGGUGUCAAAAAUGGAGAAGAGGCAGAUAUCCUGCCAGGGUUACGAGCUGCCAAUCAUGGUGGUCUCACAGUGUGACUGCCAGAAGUGUGUGGAAACCAAGGCCACUGUUCGGGGACGGGUGGUGGCAGCAGACAAUGGGGAACCUAUGAGGUUUGGCCACAUCUUCAUGAAUGGGGUACGGAUCAGCCGCACUGGGUACAAGGGCACUUUCUCUCUCCAGGUGCCUCCUGACACAGAGAGGCUGGUGUUGACCUUUGUGGAUCAUAUGAAUAAGUUCAUAAACACCACAAAGGUCCUGCCCUUCAACAAGAAAGGGGGAGCUGUGUACUAUGAGGUCAAAUUGCUGAGGAAGAAGGCACCAGUGACUUUGCUUUCUUCAGAGACCAACACACUUCAACUGGGGGAAGUGGAGGCCCAGGAUCCAAUCGCUGAGAUUGAGAUCCCACCCAAUGCCUUCUACCGGGAGAGCGGGGAGGUGUAUAAUGGUAAGGUGAAAGCCAGCGUCACUUUCCUGGAUCCUCGAGAUGUUUCCACUGCAGAUGCUGCCCAAAGCGACCUCAAUUUCAUUGGAGAAGAAGGCGACACGCUGCCUCUGAGAACCUAUGGUAUGUUCUCUGUGGACUUCCGGGAUGAAGAGGCAGGCGAGCCUCUGAAUGCCGGUGAGGUUAAGGUGCUCCUGGAUUCAGCCCAGGUGAAAAUGACUGAGCACCUGAGUGCCAUGAAGCUGUGGUCCCUGAAUCCAGAGACGGGCCUGUGGGAGGAGGAGGGGAAUUUUCGGGCAGAGAAGAGGCGCAGGGGAAAGCGAGAGGAGAGGACCUUCCUCGUCGGGAACAUGGAGAUCAGGGAGAGGAGGCUAUUCAAUCUGGAUGUCCCGGAGAACAGGAGGUGCUACAUGAAGGUGCGGGCCUUCCGUGGGGAUCGCUUCAUGUCCAGUGACCAGGUGGAGGGAGUGGUGGUGAGCCUGAUCAACAUGGAGCCCUCAGCGGGAUAUUCCUCCAACCCCAGAACCUGGGGCCGAUUCGACAGUGUCGUCACAGGCCCUAAUGGCGCCUGUCUGCCUGCUUUCUGUGAUGAAGAGAAAGUAGAUGCUUACACAGCCUAUGUCAUGGCUAAUCUGGGCGGGGAGGAGCUUGAAGCAGUUGCAUCUUCCCCCAGGCUCAGCCCGAGCAGCAUUGGGGUUCCCCAACCUUACCUGAGCAAGUUCAACUACAGACGGACAGACCACGAAGACCCUAAAGUGAAAAAGACAGCCUUUCAUGUAAACUUACCCAAGCCCAGCCCUAACGUGGCAGAGGAAAGCAAUGGUCCCAUGUACUCAUUUGACAGCCUGAAGGACUGCGAGGAGGCCCCUUUCAGCGCAGGACACUUCCGCUUCUACCGGGUGGAAGGCGAUCGGUACGACUACAACACGGUGCCUUUCAAUGAAGACGACACCAUGAGCUGGACAGAGGACUAUCUGAGCUGGUGGCCCAAGCCCAUGGAAUACAGGGCAUGCUACAUAAAGGUCAAGAUCAACGGUCCCCAUGAGAUAAAUGUGCGCUCACGCAAUAUGGGCGGCACCCACCCAAAAACGGUGGGCCAACUGUACGGCAUCCGUGACACCCGGAGCAUCCGCGACAUGGACCAACCCAGGGUCUCAACUGUAUGCUUAGAGUUCAAGUGCGGAGGGAUGCUCUAUGACCAGGACCGUGUUGACCGCACUUUGGUAAAGGUCAUUCCCCAGGGCAGCUGCAAGCGUGACAGUGUGGGGUCCAUGCUGCAGGAGUACCUAGUCAACCACUUGCCCCUGGCCGUUAACAACGACACAAACGAGUUCACCAUGCUGGCGCCACUCGACCCUCUGGGCCACAACUAUGGCAUCUACACCGUUACAGAUCAGGACCCCCGCACAGCUAAGGAGAUUGCAUUGGGGCGCUGCUUCGACGGCACGUCCGACGGCACCUCACGUGUCAUGAAGAGCAACGACGGACUGGCGCUCACCUUUACCUGCGCCGACCGAGAGGCGACCCGACAGAGCAUCUUCCAGACGCUGCAGAACUCCCCGGGACAGUCUCUGGUUAGCGCGGUGAAGGAGGCCAAGCGCAACAGGCGGCAGAGGGGCAGUGCGGCCGCAGUGCGUAGCAGCAGCAGGCGCAGUAAUCAAAACCCCCUCCCUAACCGCAGCAGAGCUGCAGGCUGA